Aspergillus terreus NIH2624 is the source of this 1542-nucleotide messenger RNA. RefSeq names its product putative C6 transcription factor. The record is from RefSeq and is a predicted model, not a curated record. Gene Ontology annotation, biological process: positive regulation of transcription from RNA polymerase II promoter by galactose; DNA-templated transcription. Gene Ontology annotation, molecular function: DNA-binding transcription factor activity, RNA polymerase II-specific; zinc ion binding; RNA polymerase II cis-regulatory region sequence-specific DNA binding. The coding region runs from base 1 to 1542 and encodes 513 amino acids. The transcript is spliced from 5 exons. Lineage: Eukaryota; Fungi; Ascomycota; Eurotiomycetes; Eurotiales; Aspergillaceae. Gene Ontology annotation, cellular component: nucleus.
AUGCCCGACCUCGCGGGAACCGAGGACUCGGUGGAUGGGAUGGGGACCGUCAGGCUAGCUGAGGAAGAGGAUUCCGGCUUCUUCGGACCUUCGUCAAAUGUGGCAUUUUUGCGACACCUGACACGAGGUAUUAUCAAUUCCGGGAAGGUACAUGGCACGCUAUCUACUUCUGCGUCGGAUACCGGGGCCUGCGAUGGGGGCUUCGUGAAUGCCUCGCGGCCUCCAAGCCCACCGGGGAAACAUGGGAGUCGACAGUUCAAGCGGGACAGAGAGAGCAUAUUUACUCUCCCUCCACAUCAGGAGAUGUUGAAUCUCAUCAACACAUACUUCUCGGACACAGGGCUUCUUUUCCCGUACAUAUAUCCGCCGACCUUUCUUGAGACGUAUCAUCAGAUGGUGCGAGAAAACUUCAAGAAGGUUCGACGGACGUGGCUGGGGCUCUUAAACAUGAUCCUGGCGAUGGCAACAAUUACUAGAGCACCAGGUAAUGCUGACGCAGAUACUCGUAUCUCUGAGUCCGAUGUUUUCUAUCAGCGCGGUCUCGCUCUAUGUGGAAGUGAGAUCUUGCGGGGGACAACCCUCGAAGUUGUUCAAUACCUUCUCUUAAUGGGCCAAUACCUCCAAGGUACUCAAAAGUCCGUGCAGGCCUGGACGGUCCAUGGGUUGGCUGUCAAAGCAGCUCUUCAGCUCGGUCUUCACUCCCGCGCUGCGUCUAAAGCUUUCUCUCCACUGGAGCAAGAGAUAAGGAAGCGUACGUGGUACGGCUGUGUUGUGUUGGACAGAACGCUGUACAAGCAAAUGUGGAAUGUCAUAGACCUUCUAUACGGGCAGAAUCUUGGCUGCGACGCGCCACUCUCAGUCAGCGAGACUGUCGCACAAGCAUUAUCUGUGGAGCGGCAUUUAUUCGCCUGGGAGAAAUGUCUUCCUGAUUCCCUGCGUCUGAUUAGUUCGGCGGGAAUCAAUGAAAUCAUCCAAGAGCCAUCAGCUGACUUUCAGUUCUCGUCCUGGAAAUUCCGGGUCAUCUUAACGCUCCGCUACUUGAACCUCCGCGUGCUAUUGCAUCGUCCUGUUCUUGUGAGAUUUAUUGAUGCUUGUGGCGGGUUCCAACCAGAUGCGCAAGAACUCAAGCUGCUCCAACAGCUCGGUUUAAAUAGCAUGCAAAUAUGUGCGGAGUCGGCGAUGGAAAUCAUCGAUAUUGUGCAUAGUGUAGUGCACGAGUGCGGUCGACGACACAACCUCCUUGGGGCUUGGUGGUUCUCACUGUAUUACACUUUUAAUUCCGCUUUGGUUAUAUUGGGAAUCCUCUGGGUCAGCCGCGAAGAGAGCAUCACGGGAAAAACGAUGGAGUCGCUGGAGCAUAAGUCACGGCCAUACCCGUACCGUGCGAUUGCUGCUCUGCUCAAGCUUGACAGUGGAAACCGUAUGAUCGACCGCUGUCGUAUAUACCUCGAGCGGUUCACUAACACGCUGAAUGUCCAGAGUGAGUCUACGCUCCUACCUAGCUCUUCGACGACCAGUACUAAGUAUUUUGUCUUGUUUUAG